UGAAUUUCCCAAAACCUCAAUCGUAGACGUAUAGUCCUCCGUGAAGCAUUCGCCGAGAGGAGAAAUAUCAGAAAUAAACGGAAGCAAGCAUGACUGAAGCCGAAGUGAAUCCCAAGGCCUACCCCCUGGCCGACGCCACACUUUCCAAAACCAUCCUGGACCUUGUGCAGCAAGCCUCCAACUAUAAACAGUUGAGGAAAGGGGCCAAUGAGGCCACCAAGACAUUGAACCGUGGUAUCUCUGAGUUCAUUGUGAUGGCUGCUGAUGCUGAGCCACUGGAGAUCAUCCUCCACCUGCCGCUGCUUUGCGAGGACAAGAACGUCCCCUACGUGUUUGUGCGCUCUAAGCAGGCCCUGGGGCGUGCCUGUGGGGUCUCCCGCCCUGUCAUCGCCACCUCAAUCACCAUCAAGGAGGGCUCUCAGCUGAAGCCCCAGAUCCAGUCUACCCAGAUGGCCAUUGAGAGACUGCUGGUCUGAUCUGGUUGCUGCUCUGCUCUCUAUAGAAUUGGAUAGUCUAAAGGACUAUGUCAGGCAAUUUUAAUUGUGUGUUCUUUUGGAUAGUUGAAUUGAAUUGUCUUUGGAAGAUACAUUGUAUUUUGUCAGGAACAUACUAUGUUAUGUAAUUUACUCUUGUUUUGUGAUAAUAAAACAUUUCUUUUUA
Messenger RNA from Oncorhynchus nerka (sockeye salmon), 660 nucleotides. RefSeq names its product NHP2-like protein 1. Gene Ontology annotation, biological process: mRNA splicing, via spliceosome; maturation of SSU-rRNA; maturation of LSU-rRNA. The record is from RefSeq and is a predicted model, not a curated record. NCBI's taxonomy places the organism in Eukaryota, Metazoa, Chordata, Actinopteri, Salmoniformes, Salmonidae. Gene Ontology annotation, cellular component: precatalytic spliceosome; nucleolus; small-subunit processome. The coding region runs from base 90 to 476 and encodes 128 amino acids. Gene Ontology annotation, molecular function: RNA binding. The transcript has 3 exons.